Messenger RNA from Raphanus sativus (radish), 1850 nucleotides. RefSeq names its product fructose-bisphosphate aldolase-lysine N-methyltransferase, chloroplastic. Lineage: Eukaryota; Viridiplantae; Streptophyta; Magnoliopsida; Brassicales; Brassicaceae. The coding region runs from base 41 to 1672 and encodes 543 amino acids. Gene Ontology annotation, molecular function: protein-lysine N-methyltransferase activity. The record is from RefSeq and is a predicted model, not a curated record. The transcript is spliced from 15 exons. Gene Ontology annotation, biological process: peptidyl-lysine monomethylation.
ACAGUGUAGAGAGAGAGAGAGAGAGAGAGAGAGAGAGAGGAUGGCGGCGGCGGUGACAUCGGAAGAAGGAGGGAACGUGCAAGUGUUCGUAGACUGGCUUGAGGUGAAUGGAGGUGAGUUACGAGGCUGCACCAUCAACUCUUCCGACAAAGGAUUCGGCAUUUUCGCCGACGUUGAAGUCUCUUCCGAUGAGGAUGUAUUGGUGGUUGUUCCGCUUGAAUUGGGCAUCACACCAAUGAGAGUUCUGCAGGAGCCUCUCCUCGGUCCAGAGUGUCGCUCCAUGUUCGAACAAGGUCAUGUCGAUGACCGCUUUCUCAUCAUUUUGUUCCUUACUUUUGAGCGUCUUCGUCCUCUUUCUUCUUGGAAGCCGUAUCUUGACAUGCUUCCCACUCGAUUUGGCAAUCCUCUUUGGUUUUCCGAUGAUGACUUCCUUGAGCUCAAAGGCACUAACUUGUACGACGCUACCCUGUUACAGAAGAAGAAGUUGCUCUCACUUUACCAUGACAAAGUGGAGUCCCUCCUCAAAAAGCUUCUUCUUUUGGAUGGCUGUUCUGAAAGCAUUGUUUCCUUUGAACACUUCCUCUGGGCAAAUUCUGUGUUCUGGAGUCGUGCAUUGAACCUUCCUCUUCCACAUUCUUUCGUCUUUCCACAAAACCAAGAAGAUGUUGGAGGGUGCCAAUCAACACCUGCAACGGAUUCCCAUCAAAAAGAGAUUCAUGAUAAAGCCCCUGCCACCGCAUCUGUAGGACCUGGAGAUACUGUGUGGGUUGAAGGGCUUGUUCCCGGCAUUGACUUUUGCAACCAUGACUUGAAGCCUGUGGCGACUUGGGAAGUUGAUGGGACCGGAUCAGUAUCUAAAGUUCCUUUCUCCAUGUACCUUCUCUCCGUUGCACAAAAUCCUAUUCCAAACAAGGAGAUAACGAUCAGUUAUGGUAACAAAGGAAAUGAGGAGCUUCUUUACCUGUACGGAUUUGUGAUAGAGAACAAUCCCGAUGAUUAUCUCAUGGUACAUUAUCCUGUUGAGGCGAUUCCGAGCAUCCCUUUCUCUGAUUCCAAGGGACAGCUUCUUGAAGCUCAGAAAGCUGAACUCCGGUGUCUCCUGCCAAAAUCUCUCCUGGAUCAUGGUUUUUUCCCACAAACCACAUCAAAAGUCAGAGAAAGCGAUGAGAAGGGAACAGCUGCUAGGUCCUGUAAUUUCAGUUGGUCGGGGCAGCGUAAGAUUCCAUCAUACGUGAACAAACUAGUUUUCCCAGAAGAUUUUAUGACUGGUUUGAGGACAAUUGCCAUGCAAGAAGAUGAGCUUUACAAGGUCUCAGCUAUGCUUGAAGAGCUUGUAGAGGCAAGACCAGACGAGCAACCCAGUGAAACUGAGGUGAGGAUGGCGGUAUGGGAAGCAUGCGGGGAUUCUGGAGCUUUGCAGUUGCUUGUGGAUCUCCUUAAUGCAAAGAUGAUGAAGCUGGAAGAGAAUUCCGGCAGUGAAGAACAAGAUGCUGGGCUCCUUGAUGAGGCAUGCGUCUUGGAGAGCCAUGAACAGCCCAGGGAGUUGGAGGAGGGGAAAAGGAUGAUGAGCAGAAACAAGUGGUCAAGUGUGGUAUACCGUAGAGGCCAGAAACAACUUACUAGACUCUUUUUGAAAGAAGCAGAGCAUGCCCUUCACUUAGCCCUCUCCUAGGCUGGAAUGUUUGACUUCUUUUAAAUUAUUGUACUGUAGCUUUUAAAGCGUGAUCCCAUAUUUUCUACAAAACUCAUUUUAAUAGAAUUCAAAGUUUUUAGUUUCUGUUUAUAUUUGUAAAACCUGUUCGGAUUUAAUUUUGUAUUGGAACCAAAGGAAUCAAAAAUUCUCAAUAUUA